CCAUGGAAGAAGCCACCCUGCUUGACGGAAUGUCGAGUCCGGAGGAUGAGAUCGUGCAAGACCUGUUCGGCGCGGAGGGUCGGUUUGUUUCCGAAGACAUGCCGCUGAAAGCCCCGGUGGCGGUGACGGCCGAGGAAGAGGAGUUCCACGUGUUACAAGACGCAUACCUGAGCCCCGCGGACCCAAAAGAGCCCCUCCUGCACGCGUUCAACCCCCCGCUAAACGUGAACUGCAAUAAUAAAGUCAAUGUCGAGCUCCUGGGGGAUGAAAACGAGGAGGAAUUGUUCGGGGAGUAUCCGAGUCUCCCCGAGCUCAACGCCCUAGAGGACGCGGUUCUUCCCGCCGCCCCGCCGCCGCCGCCGCCGCAGCAAGCCUACAACUUGCACUUCUUGUCCUCCCUGCUGACCCCUCACAGAAGUCCUGCCGUGGUGCCCCUGGGCGCCUGGGCCCGGGAAGGAGCCGCCCACUCCGGUGUCCGGGUGAUUCCAGUUGAACUAAAGGAAGGAGGUGGCACGAUUAUCAGUAACAAUCCGGAGGAAGCAAGUCAGCAAAGCCAUCUUGCCCAGGAACCGUCUUGCAAGUUCCCAUCAUCCCAGGAAGCAGAGGAGGCCUCGGGCUGCUCUCAUAAGAAGGACUUGAACCCAAUGGUGAUAUGUCAGUUGAAAGGGGGCACACAAAUGCUGUGCAUAGACAAUUCUGGCACAAGAGAGCUGAAAACACUCCAUUUGGUUCCCCAGUAUCAAGACCAAAAUGAUUAUCCACAGUCAGAUGCCCCCAAACCAGUGACUGCUUUAGUGGGGAGGUUUCUGCCAGUACCAGCAAAAUUAAAUCUCGUCACACAACAACUGGACAACGGAGCUUUACCGUCCAUAGUCAACGGGCCUUCUUUCACCUCGGGAUCGGCUCUUCCAGGACCACCCAAAAUCGCUUUGGCUGGGUACUGUGACUGCUUUGCCAGUGGGGACUUCUGCAACAACUGCAAUUGUAAUAAUUGUUGCAACAAUUUACGUAAUGAAAUCGAACGGUUUAAGGCCAUCAAGGCAUGUCUUGAUAGAAACCCGGAAGCUUUCCAGCCAAAAAUCGGGAAAGGGAAACUGGGGGACGUGAAGCCCCGACACAGCAAAGGCUGUAACUGCAAGCGGUCGGGCUGCCUUAAGAAUUACUGCGAGUGCUACGAGGCCCAAAUUAUGUGUUCUUCUAUUUGCAAAUGCAUUGAUUGCAAAAAUUAUGAAGAAAGCCCAGAACGAAAAACACUGAUGAACAUGCCAAUCUAUAUGGACAUUGGAGGGUCUGAAGGCAGCCAUCACUUGUCACCCACUAAAUUUGCAGGACUACCAAAAUUCAGGAAAGAAAAGCAGCUGUCCUGCAUCUCCUGGGAGGUGGUGGAGGCCACGUGCGCCUGCCUGCUGGCGCGGGGUGAAGAGGCCGAGAAGGAGAACCACCCCGAGUACCUGGCCCAGCAGGUGAUCCUGGAGGAGUUCGGCAGGUGCUUGUCGCAGAUUCUCCACACGGAGUUCAAAUCCAAAGGGUUGAAAAUUGAGUAGAGUGCAGUGUGGUGAUGUGUGAAUUUCCUCCAAAGUUCUGGAGGAAAUCUGUGGUGGAGGAAGGUGGUUUUAAGGAACGCGAGGCCAAGUCUGCAUCAACAGCUACACCGUGAAGGCCAGGCUCCCCCUGCGUCAGGGGACCAGGGACUUGGUCUCCCAGGCGCAGGACAUAACCGGUGCUGUUGGACCAGGUGGGGAGCCUGGGUUCCUGGGACGCGUCUGCGCUGACGGUGCGUCCUUCAGGGUAAACACAAGCCCUGGGGAGACAGGGAAGUCCGAUCCUAGCGACUUCACCCUCCUUUGGGAAUUUUCCUCUGGAGGCUUCUGGGCGUAAAAAGCCAUAGGGAUUUUCCCGCAAAAUUAUUUAGAAAUAAAUUCUCCAGAUGAGCUGCUAAGAUACAACUUAAAAUCUCUAGAGAACUACUGCAUACCCUGAAGAAUUUCUGAGCGCAGGUAUUUCCCUAGAGUCACACAAAUUAUCAGUCUCUGCUAAGGCCGCCGAGAAACGCAGACGCUGUGGUUCCAUCAGCAGCGUCUUGAGCUGCGGGACUGAAAGUUAUCUAGUUUCUUAUGUGUUUCUGUUUGAAUUGUGGAAAAUAUCUACUACCCAAUUAACUUCUCUGUAAUUAUUAUUAUAAUGUUAUUAUUGUUGGUAAAAUAUGGUUAAAAUAACUAGUUUGCAGGAAGCAGCA
Hipposideros armiger (great roundleaf bat) is the source of this 2236-nucleotide messenger RNA. RefSeq names its product testis expressed metallothionein like protein (gene TESMIN). Gene Ontology annotation, cellular component: nucleus. Bases 3 to 1544 code for a protein of 513 amino acids. The transcript is spliced from 9 exons. The record is from RefSeq and is a predicted model, not a curated record. Lineage: Eukaryota; Metazoa; Chordata; Mammalia; Chiroptera; Hipposideridae. Gene Ontology annotation, biological process: regulation of DNA-templated transcription.